AUGGCCGUGAUGGGCUCCUCUCGUGCGAAGGAGCUGAAGGUUUGCUUCUUUCUCUUUCUUCUGGCGGGUAAAGAAGUCUACGUGGUGAAUGCAGAGCGCACGGCUGUCGAUGUGUUCACGGAAGUGGCUGACUUGCAAAAGGCCGCUGCAAGUAUCAAGGAGAUCAAUCGCCACGGAGCAGAACCAUUGUGUGACGGGGUACUCUAUGGUUGCAUCAAUCCCAGAAUUUGUACGGGUUCUGGCAAGGUUUCUGAACCAUGUGCUGUGAAGGCUGACGCUGACUUGGCGACCGGCUACGCAGCAGACGUGGAUGCUUUGUCCGCGAAGAUUGACUCCUACGAAAAGAGCCAAUCCCUCGCUGAGUUGAGUAUCAUCGCAUAUGAGUUGAAAGACAUGGAGCAGUAUGAUAAAGUUCUGGUUGAAAACAAAGGCGGCUCUGUCCUCAAAAGCAAGAUCACUGAAUUGGCAGACAAAGUGGACCACUACAUGGGAACGCUCGCUGCUGCGAUGCCAAAGGACAGCUUCUGCUCCAUGGUGGAUCUUGUAAAUGGUUUGAAUGAGGCCAAGUCCAGAGGACCAGGGGCCACGGGUUCAUCUGAUGAUUCCAAAGCUUUCCUGAAGAAGGUCUUUCCAGGCAUCACAGACGAGGAUGUGAGCACGAUCAUGACUCGAGCAGAGGAGGAGGCUCAGGAGGUGCUCGACUGCGACGAGUCAACACCGGAAUGCAGAGAACAUCGCUUGAGGAAGCAGGACGACAAAUUCUUGAAGCAAGUCGACAGCGUUGCAGAAAACCUUGCAGAGAGCGAGGCCUCUUUUGUCCAGUUGGUCACGAAGUUCGGCACAAAAAUGCCCCAUGACCAUCUUUCUGAGUUGACUGAGAUGCAGAGGCGCGAAAACACCUGGGCCGCCCUGCAGCUCAUGGACAACGAAACGGCAUGGGAGGAGCUGAAGCAAGCGGCACGUCGACAUGACGCAUCAUCAGCGCUUCAGAACGGAGCAGCACUGUCAAAGCAAGAAUCCUUUGAAGCACAGUUGGAAGCGGGUAGCAACCCCGUCGUCAUCGGCAUCAUUGUCAUCGUCGUUGCGAUCCUUGCCUUGAUUUUCCUCACAGCCGCGGUCCUCAUCCCCAUCCUCUUGGUUUUUCUUGGCCUUGUGACGGUUGGCAUUGUCAAGCGUCGACGCUAG
This is a messenger RNA of Symbiodinium sp. CCMP2592, 1185 nucleotides long. The record is from the annotation of a GenBank genome assembly. Lineage: Eukaryota; Dinophyceae; Suessiales; Symbiodiniaceae.